Rattus norvegicus (Norway rat) is the source of this 1149-nucleotide messenger RNA. RefSeq names its product spermatogenesis associated glutamate (E)-rich protein 4C like 2 (gene Speer4cl2). Lineage: Eukaryota; Metazoa; Chordata; Mammalia; Rodentia; Muridae. The record is from RefSeq and is a predicted model, not a curated record.
AUGUCACCAGUGUUGUAGUGGCAACCAGUUCCCUAAUUUUUCUCUCUUAGUGUCCAAAGGAUAUAUCCACAGGCAUGUUUGCCCGUCUUCCCAGGCACUUUGGGAGAGUUGAUGUUGAUGGAGAAGAGUCUAGAGUGAAGCAAACGAAACCUAAAAGUAAUGAUGGACACAGGACGUGGUCAUGUGGAAUGUGGAAGGCCUGCAGACAGAAGUCAUCCCCUGAAACUGUCCUAAACAAGGUGCAGGCCAACAAGGAAGAGGAGAGGGUGAAUAGAGAGCUCGAGCCAACUACCAAGGAGAGAAAUGAGCUGACAGAUCGCCUCCUUUAUGUGACAGGUGGAUCCAUGAAAAAGAGGCCAAAUCCAUUUUAUGAAAAAUUGAAGAUAACGGUGUAUGAGCUCAUGUCAUUGCUGCACAACUUAGACAUAAAGAAUAUUGAACAUCAUGAGAAAAUUCAGGAGCUCAACAAGGAGAUUAACUUCUAUCGCAACCUGCACAGCUGGCUCCUGAUGGACCAGGCAUGUAUGAAGAAGAAGUUGGUCACAUUGAAGCAGGAGAGCAAGGAGGUACAGCGAUAUUUGUUUGAGUUGAACCCGAAUGAUGAAGAUGAACAGGAGAAGACCAGCAACCUCCAGACCCAGCAAAAUUUGGUCUCAGAAACUGCAGGAGAGAUGGCAUAGGAUGUAUCCCAGGAAGACAACCCCCUGAAGAAUGAGUUUCUUUCUCAGGAGUUCCCUGCUGAGGACAACCCUCAACAGUGAAAGACGCUUUUUGGAUGAAUAUUCUUCUUCUCAGUUAAUUUCCUCAAUGUCUAGAGACCCUAAAUUUAUGUAUCUGUAUGCCGGCCUGUCUGAUUGAGGUGUUUCUCCUUUCUUAUUCCUACAACACCAUUUGAAAGACAACUGAGGGGACUGCCUUGACAUCUCACGUCCUAGAGGAGAAACAGCACUACAACUGUGUUUCUAAAUGUUCAUUAAGAAAAUCCUGUUAGGAAAUGGUUUUGGUUAUGAUUUUUAUUGACGUUUUCUUUUUGUUGUUUCAUAGUUAUAUAUUCUUGUUACUGUUUUUCAUUUUUUAUAUCAUUUUAGUUGUUCAUUUUAUGCCUGUUUUUGUAAAUUGUACUCUUUAUGAAUAAAAAUUGAUUUGUAA